Hevea brasiliensis (rubber tree) is the source of this 7738-nucleotide messenger RNA. Its product is annotated as methyl-CpG-binding domain-containing protein 9. Gene Ontology annotation, cellular component: nucleus. Gene Ontology annotation, molecular function: protein binding; DNA binding. NCBI's taxonomy places the organism in Eukaryota, Viridiplantae, Streptophyta, Magnoliopsida, Malpighiales, Euphorbiaceae. The transcript is spliced from 10 exons. The coding region runs from base 564 to 6821 and encodes 2085 amino acids. The record is from RefSeq and is a predicted model, not a curated record.
UCUACUUCACGACAAAAUUCCAGUCACGAGGAGAGAGAGAGACUGGAGAAGAAAACGCAAGCCACUCCAAGCCAACACUUCUUUUUCUGUCUUUUUUUUUUUAAAUAAAUAAAUAAUUGAUAAAUUACCUUGCCCUUCGAAGACGCGAAAGUGAUGUUUGAGACUCCAAAACGAUGUCGUGUCAAUCUCCAACGGGCCAAUACUCCCUUCUCCAUUUCUGUCAUUUCCUUGUGCUAACCCCCAAAACUUGCCUUUCGCGACUCCCGAGAACAACCUACCAUUGUCUUUCAGCUUCGAUUCUAAACACACAGAAACAGAAUCCAGCUCCUCCCCUUCUUCCACUGUCCUCUUUGGUCAUUUCGCCGUCGCAUAUCCCUCUCUUUUUUCGCUCGCUUUCGCAUUUUACCUCCAACGCCGUCGCUAACCCCUUUGACCUCGAUCUCUAGAUUUUUUCCUCGAAUUUCCCGCGUCGUUUGGACUAUAAUGCUUGAAAGGACAAGGAAUCUGAAGCUGUUGAGUUCGAACUCGGUGUCGGGAUCUUUGGUAGUGGUUUAACUCUGAAUAUGGAGCUGAACGAUUCUGAUGGGAAGUCCGGGGAGAGCCGUUCCUUGCCGUUUGAUAUCGAUCUUAACGAGACACCUCUUUCUUCUCCUCGUGAUAUAGUCGUCGCUGUCACCGGAGAUGACGUUGUUCCAACGCCGGCGAAGGGCGAGGAUGUUAGAGAUGCUAAAAGUAAACUCGUCUUUUUGGACAUCAAUGCGUUGCCAAGCGAGGCUGAGGGAGAAGGAAACGGUGAAUUGGUGAAUUCUGGAAUGCACUCUGUGCCUGAUGCUUCUUCUAUUGGCAACUCAAAUAAUGCCCCAGUGACAUGUUCUAACUUGUUAUUUGUGGGGAAUCAAUGUGAUAAUGUGAAGAUACCUGGCAAUGUGACAACUGUUAUCAAAUCAGGUCCUGUAGAUAUUGUACAGCAGAGAAUGAACUUUGUUAGAACUAUGAGGGAAAUAGAUCCACACUCUGUCUUUAUAGGAAGACAACAUUGGACAAGUGAUUAUUCUGCAAAUACAGUAUUAUUCCAGAAUCAGAGUGAAAAGUUUUUGCAGAAUUUAAGAGAAUUCAUUUUUGAUAACCAUGGCAUACUGGAAGAUGGUUGGCGUGUUGAAUUUUUUUAUUGUCAAAACAGAUGCAAAACCUUUGCAGUUUAUUGUUCGCCAGAUGGAAAUAAGUUUGAGUCAAUGUUUGAUGUUGCCUGUCAUCUUGGCUUGGUGUCAAAUUGCCAUUCUUCGGUGCCUCAGGACAGAAAUGAUGGAUUUUCUUUAGCACGGAACAGGUUACAUUUGCACAGAAGAAGAAAGGAAUCGUUGAUAUUUUCAAGAAGCAAGGACUUGAAAGAAUAUCAAGAAAAUUUGAAAAGCAGUUUUGCUAGCAAGUUUUCAUCAGGCAUAGAGUUCAUGGAUGCUGAGGCGUGCAAGUUAAGGAGUAAUAUAAGAGCUGCACAUGCCAACUCAGAGCCAGCUGGUGUUUAUGGCUCUUCUCAUUACAAGGAUGGGUUUCCAGUCCAGUUUGAAGACUUUUCUAUUCUUUCUGUGGGGGAGGUUGAUCCGAGACCUUCCUAUCACUGCAGUAGCCAGAUCUGGCCUGUAGGUUAUAGAUCCAGUUGGCAUGACAGGAUUACUGGAUCUCUUUUUGUAUGUGAUAUUUCAGAUGGUGGUGAUUGUGGUCCAGUUUUCAAGGUUCAAAGAUAUCCAUGUUGCAGUCAGCCCAUCCCUAUUGGGUCAACAGUCCUGUCUAGGACAGGCCUGGGCAGCAAUAAUAAUAAAACUGAUAAUGCUUUUGACAUUGAUGAUCAUGAGGAUAUAAGUGUUCAGAUGAUAUUCUCAGACCAUAGUCCUCCGCAUCUGGAUUUUAAUAUUUUAACAGGUGUUGCAACUUCAUUAGAUGAAGUCUCUAAUUUGCAAGGAAAAGAUGGUUUGCAAUCAAAUUCAUAUCAUGUCCCGCAAGGUAUUGGGAAACCUGCAAUCAGUAAUAGAAGACCAGGUGAUGAUAUUGGUGAAUUCCUAGUGCAAGGGAGAUCAUCUUCUUCAGUAUGGAGAAUGGUGUCUGAGAAGCUGGUGCAGUCUUGUUGUGAAGUGUACAAACAGACCGGUGUAUGUAAAUUUUUUUGCAGGCAUGUGUAUGAAUGGUGGUCAUCUGGCAUAAUCCAUAAGACGGUGGAAGCUAUUGAAUCAACUGAUGCUUUAGCCAAGUUUGGUCACAUGUCUUACCCUUUAUGCAUUCCACUUCAUGUUGAAAGCAAUGAUGAGCUUACUACUAGUUGUGAAGCUCUAUUGAAGUGGAUAGGCCAGGACAGAUUUGGACUGGAUGUUGAUUUUGUACAAGAAAUAAUAGAGCUGCUUCCUGGGGUUCAUUCCUGUUCAGAGUAUACAUUCCUGAAUAAGAGAAGUGAAAAAUCAAAAUUACAAACUGUUGGAAAUGGAUUUCUUCUGGCUAAGAGGAAAGAUGAUGUCCAAAGUGAGAAAGAAACGUAUAAUAUUUUGAAGGGAUGUAAAAACCACAAGAAGCAAUUACUGAAGGAAUUCUGUCCCCCUGGCAAGCCAUUGAGCUCAAAGCUUCCUACAGUUUUAGUUGGUGAUGUUCUUCAGUCAUGGGAGUUACUAUGGCGCUUCUCAGAAGUUUUGGGACUGGGUAAACCUUUAUUAUUUUCGGAACUUGAAGAGGAACUUGUAGACUGUUAUUCCUCUACUCAUAGGAGUAUUUCUACUUCAACAGUUACUGCAAAAGGGCAACAUGCAUUAAUCACAGCAGAAACAGAAACUUCAGGAGAAGGUGCCAAUAGGAGACAAGCAUCUGAUACCCUUAGCAGUUGCAUUGGCAAAGCUUUGUCUAAGGCUCAUAGCGCACUGCUGAAAGUACUAUUAGCCGAGCUAGAGUCCAAGCUGGCUUUUAUUGUAGAUCCUACUAUUGAAAGUGGAGAGUCUAAGUUGAGAAAGAGAAGGAAGAAAGAAACAGAUAACUUUAGUUUUGCUAGGAAAUCAAUGCUUGAUUUACUCCCAAUCAAUGAACUUACAUGGCCUGAACUGGCUCGAAGAUAUUUAUUAACAGUCUUAUCCGUGGAGGGUAAUCUUGAUUAUCUGGAGGUUGUAAGCCGUGAAAGUUGCAAAGUGUUUCAUUGUUUACAAGGUGAUAGCGGGGCUCUUCAUGGUUCUCUUCCAGGAGUGGCUGUAAUUGAAGCAGAUGCACUGCUGCUUGCAGAGGCUACAAAGCAUAUCUUUGGCACAUCAAAGAAUAUCAGUGACAAUUUAAAUGUGGAAUCCAUCGACUCUGUUGCACCCAGUUCUAGCAAAGAAGUUAAAGUUAACAAUGGUGAAGUUCCUGAGUGGGCAAGAGUUCUAGAACCUGUAAGAAAGCUACCCACAAAUGUGGGAGCAAGGAUUCGAAGGUGUAUUUAUGAUGCUUUGGCUCUAAAUCCACCAGAAUGGGCAACAAAGAUUUUGGAACAUUCAAUCAGUAAGGAAGUCUACAAGGGAAAUGCUUCAGGACCUACCAAGAAAGCUGUUCUAUCAGUGUUGGCAAAUGUGUGUGGCGAAGAUCUGCAGCAGAAACCUAAUAGGAAGAGAAAAAACAAGUAUAUUUGUACUUUUUCUGAAGUGAUAACGAAACAAUGUCGAAAAGUGCUUCGCUGUGCUGUUGCUGCUGAUGAAGAAAAAGUUUUCUGUAAUUUGCUUGGAAGAACCCUUCUUAACACUUCUGAUAAUGAUGAUGAGGGACUGCUUGGAUUCCCUACAAUGGUACCUCGUCCCUUGGACUUCAGAACCAUUGAUCUGAGAUUGGCUUUUGGGGCCUAUGGAGGAUCACAUGAAGCUUUCCUAGAGGAUGUUCGGGAGGUUUGGCAUCAUAUACGUACAGCAUAUGCUGAUCAGUCUGAUUUGAUCCAUUUGGCUGAAACACUCUCUCAAAAUUUUGAGGCACUUUAUGAAAAAGAGGUCCUCACACUAGUCCAGAAACUUACAGGCUAUGCUGCUGUGGAAUGCUUAAGUUCUGAAGCGAAGAAAGAAUUGGAGGGUCUUCUUGAGCAUGCAAGUGAGAUUCCCAAAGCUCCUUGGGAUGAAGGUGUCUGUAAAGUUUGUGGUGUAGAUAAAGACGAUGACAAUGUUUUAUUGUGUGAUAAAUGUGAUUCUGGGUAUCACACAUAUUGCUUAAAUCCUCCUCUUGCAAGAAUACCUGAAGGAAAUUGGUAUUGUCCUUCAUGUGUCCCUGGACAUCGCAUCACUCAGGGUGCUUCACAGGUUCCUCAGUUCAUUUGCCAAUACCCGAAAAAAAGAUGUCAAGGAGAGCUCACUCGUGGUAUUCUAGAGGCCCUUGCACAUUUAGGUAAAACUAUGGAAGUGAAGGAUUAUUGGGAGUACAGCGUGGAGGAGAGAAUUUUUCUUCUCAAGUUUUUGAGUGCUGAGGUGCUGAACUCUACUAAUAUUCGGGAACACCUAGAUCAGUGUGCAUCAGCAUCUGCUGAUUUGCAGCAGAAACUGCAUUUGCUAUCAGCAGAAUGGAGGAACCUAAAGUCUAGAGAAGAAGUCCUUGUUGAAAAAGUUUCAAAAGCAAAUACAAGUGUGCUUGAUGGUGUUGGAAAAUCUGGAAUGGAACGGAUGGCUACUGUGCUCCCAAACUACGAUAAAUUGAUGGGGCAGUCUUUUAAUAGACACAGUUCAUGUUCAAACCCCUCCAUUGAUCUGCUAUAUUUGGAGGAUGGUCCACAGUUUCACAGGACAAAUGAUUUUACGAUGCAACCAUGCUGCUUUCACCCAAAAGGUAUUCCCGAGCAACACUCUGCCUGUUGUGGAAGUCAGUUUAUUAAGGUUCCUGAUUCUGAACAUCAAGCAAACCAACCUGAUCUGAAUGAGUUACAGGCCUGGAACCUUGAGGCAAUCUCUAUCAAGAAUAGGAUUUCUGUCUUGCAGGAUUCAAUUGCCUGUCUAGACUUGCAAUUACAGAAGGUAUCUCUCAGGAAGGAUUUUUUAGGGAGGGACUCUGCUGGACGACUGUACUGGGCCUUUUUCAGGCCAGCUUCAUCUUCAUGGGUGGUUGUUGAUGGGACUGUAGCAAUGCAGCAAAAGAGCAUUGUUGAAGAGCAUGGGGAACUGUUGUUUAACAAUCUAACUCCCAAGUCUCCUCCAGUUGGAACAGAUGAUGCAUUGACGUUCAAAGGAUCAAAUGUUAUUGGUCCAUAUUUUAGUGAUAUGACUAAUGGCACUCCAGUGUCUUUUCAAUGGCUUUCAUAUAAAUCUGAUGUUGAAAUUGAAGAACUUAUUCAAUGGUUGAGGCAUAGUGACCCAACGCAGAGAGAGUUGAUAGAUUCUCUUUUGCAGCGGUUGAAAUUUGGAUAUAAUAACUCCAAUAAAACGGGUGAUAAUGUUCAAGAGAUGCAUCAACCGACUCUAAUACCUGUGAAUGUUGAAAAAACUGUGAAAUCUAAUGCUCUUGAGACUAAAGCAUUAAUUGCACUGGAGAAGAAGUAUGGUCCUUGCUUGGAACCGGAUGUCGCCAACAUUUCAGUGAAGAAGAGUCAGACUGCAGAAGUAACUUAUGACAAAAGAAUGUGCCGAUGUGAAUGCCUAGAGCCUAUAUGGCCUUCUAGGCACCAUUGUCAAUAUUGCCACUGGUCAUUUUCCUCUAAAUAUGAACUCAAAGAGCAUAAUGAUGGAAAGUGCAGUUCUGUUGUGCGUGCCUCUCAGAAUGGCAAAAUUGAUGAUGUCUCAAAGGGGAAGGCAUUGAUGAAGAUGGAACAGGGAGAGUGCUCUGACAAAACGAGAAAAUGCAAGUCCAGUAGUGUGGGGCAUGAGAUUGAGUUUGGGAUGGUAAGAUAUCCAAAGGACUUUUUAUCACCUUACAAUCUUGAAGAGAUAAGUACCAAGUUUGUUACUAGGAGCUCUAUUAAGGAACUGGUGAAGGAAAUAGGACUUCUUGGUUCAAACGGCAUUCCAUCAUUUGUAGCAUGUGGAUCUCCUUAUCUCAGUGACCCCACAUUGAAGUUAGUACUUCCCUGGAAAAAUGAGGUUAGUCAGAGUGAUAGGUCCACAAGUGUGGAAAAUCAGUCACAGCUAGCCAUGAACGGCAACAUGUUGACCAGCAAGAAACAUCUUAAUUCCAUUAAAUCAAUUAAGAGUUGCACAACAGGUGAAAUUUAUAAGGAAUUACAAGAAAUUGGAAAAUCAAAUUUGAAGAAUGACAAGAGAGAUCAAUACUCUUUGCGAAGUAGCUGUUCAAAAUGGAGGAACACUUCAUCUAAAAUUCAUGAUUCUUCUUUAAGACCCCUUGUGGGGAAGGGGGCUCAAAUUCUUAGGCAGCUCAAGAUCAACUUGCUUGAUAUGGAUGCUGCCCUCCCCGAAGGAGCACUAAAGUCAUCAAAGGCUUAUUUGGAAAAACGAUGUGCCUGGCGAGCAUUUGUCAAAUCUACCAAAUCAAUAUUUGAGAUGGUUCAAGCAACAAUUGUAUUUGAAAACAUGAUCAAGUCUGACUACUUGAGAAAUGAAUGGUGGUAUUGGUCAUCACUUUAUACUGCAGCACAAAUAGCUACCAUCUCUUCUCUUGCCCUUAGAAUACACAGCUUGGAUGCUGCCAUUAUCUAUGAAAAACCUUUUCUCCCCUCUCCUAAAGAAAAAGCAGAAGUUGGUAGCAAAUCGGACAAUGAUUCUUCACCUCAUACAGAUCUGGCAAGCAAUUCAAAGCCAAGCAGCAAGCCAAUUCUAAGGACUUCUAAUUUGGAUUCAAUUGAAAAUGUCAAACCACAAAGCAGAUCAGGCAAGAAAAGAAAAGAUUCGGGAGGAUGAGUAUUAAAAGGUUGCAUUCCUUUGCAAGGAAUCUAAAUCUAUCAAACAAAGGCUGUUCAAAUUUUGAAGCCAAAUUCGUAAACCUGACUAAGACACUUGGUUUAUGGGCUUGUGGACUGCCGGUAUGGGUGUGCAAAAAUGAUGCCUUUGCACCGUGUUAUAUGUAUAUAUGAAGUUACGCUCACACAAUAACUUGGAUAUUGGAUCAGGGAGUAGAGGCCAUUAGUUAGGUGUACAGUUUCACUUACAGACUGGUUUCUCAGAACUUGAGAACUAGUCAUCUACUGGAGGAAAUCCACACUAAAAGUAAUUUAUAUGAGGGUAGUUUAUAUAUAUAUAAGGUCAAAUUUAUUUAUCGAAGUUGUCAGUUGUAUAAUAGAUUCCAUUCAUUUGUUACAUUUCGCAUCUUUUUGUGGCUUCAAUGAGUGGGAAAUCAUUUUUGUUUUCUAUAAUCAUCUCCCAUUCUUGUACAUUGCUCCUGUUUAUAGGAGCAGAGGAUGAUCUGCGGCACCCUGCCAUUUCUACUGCAAGAAAAGAGUUGAAGCCUCCUUUAAACCUGUGACGUGAUGCUCCUCAUAAAGGAUAUAACUGAGGUAGGCUUGUCAGAAUAGCCAUAGAUUGAUGCUAUCAAUAGGUUUAUUGGAAGAAUGUCAGCUUCUGUAAAUUAAGCAGUUGUGUGUUUCUUGUAUUUUUGAAGUUGCAUAUUGUUAUACCUUUACACCAGGUUUCCUUGUAGCGAGCCAUCUACACGUUGCAUUUUGUGUGGUGAAACAUCCCCACUUAAGCCAUGGCUGUGGCAAGCAAUGUAAUAUUGGUUGUGCUCUAAAUGUUAUAUGUAGUUUGUGAAUUCGACUCGAAUGUUUUAACCUCUAUAACACUUGGUGUGAGGCAACAAUUAAAGCCUCUUUUCUCUUGCA